Messenger RNA from Pterocles gutturalis (yellow-throated sandgrouse), 1443 nucleotides. RefSeq names its product leucine rich repeat containing 74A (gene LRRC74A). The coding region runs from base 1 to 1443 and encodes 480 amino acids. Gene Ontology annotation, molecular function: calcium ion binding; protein binding. NCBI's taxonomy places the organism in Eukaryota, Metazoa, Chordata, Aves, Pterocliformes, Pteroclidae. The transcript has 14 exons. The record is from RefSeq and is a predicted model, not a curated record.
AUGGAGAAUGAGUCUGAGAAGGAUGCAGACCAGAAUGAAGAGACAUCCAAUACCAGUGAGUCUCUGGAGUCUGCGUUGAUGGCUGACACCUCAGCAGUGAAGGCCACGCAAGGCUCUGACACUGACGCAGAGGUUGAAGAUCGUGAGAAGGCCUUUGCAGGCGUUACAGGCGCAGAGCUGUACUUGGAAGCAUGCAGGCUGAUGGAGGUGGUGCCUGUCUCAUACUUUAUUCAGAACUUGGCCAAGACUUAUAUAAACCUGAACCAUCAUGGUCUAGGACCCAAAGGUGUCAAAGCCAUUGCUAUUGCUCUGGUGUCCAACGCAACCGUCACUCAUCUAGAGUUGGAAGACAACUGCAUUCUGGGAGAGGGAGCCAUAUGCAUAGCAGAGAUGCUAAAAGAGAAUUCCUCCCUUCAAGAACUGAACAUCUCCAAUAACCAUCUAGGCACAGCCGGAGCUGAAGCCAUUGCCAGUUUGCUUUUGGAUAAUAUGUCCUACCUCCAUGCUCUUCAGCUCUCAGGAAACAACUUUGGAGAGGAGGCUGCGUCAUACUUUGCUGAGGCAUUAAUGGGCAAUUACCGAGUGAAGGAGCUGGAUCUCAGCCACAAUGAGUUCAAUGAGAAGGGAGGACAGCUCCUGGGACAGAUGCUUGCCAGCAACGCAACACUGGAGAUUCUGGACCUGAGCUGGAAUCACCUGAGGAGGAAGGGGACAGUAGCACUGGGCACAGGUCUCAGGGACAAUGGUGCGCUGAAAAUACUCAACCUUUCUUGGAAUGGCAUUGGCAACGAGGGAGCACUAGCCCUAGGAGAAGCUCUCAGAGCCAAUGAUGUGCUGGUUCACCUUGACAUCAGCAACAACCAGAUUAACAACGAGGGAGCCAAGAAGCUCUGUAGGGGCCUUGAAGUCAAUGGAAAACUCAAAAUCCUGAAGAUGGCCAAUAAUCCCCUGACUGUGGAAGGUGCCACUGCACUGGUAAAAUCUGUCAGAAAGAACUCCAACUCCAUGAUGGAGGAGAUCAACAUCUCAAAUGUGUUGGUGAAUGAAACUUUCAUCAAGUUGCUGGAUUUGGUGUGUCAAACACGUCCUGAACUAGAAGUCAUCUAUGGUGAGGUCGAAGGAUGUAUCGCCAAAAUCUCCAAGCAGCAUCCAAAUCCCAUGAAAGUGAUUCGGAGCUAUUUGAAAGAGCACAACCUACAACUCUGGGACUUUUUUAGGCGUAUUGACAAGGAUGGAAACAUGAAGAUCCCUGUGGCAGCCUUCCGGAGAGCCAUGAUGCAGCAAUCAAGCAUCCCACUGGAUCGAGUCCAAAUUGGGGAACUAGUGCGCAAGCUAGACCGGAAUCGGACAGGGGUCGUGGAUUAUAGUCACUUAAGAGAGCAGAAGCCAGCACAGAAGCCUGUGGAACGGGAAAUCAAGGAGGAAGAGAAGAAAGAGUCAUAA